Messenger RNA from Cervus elaphus (red deer), 8001 nucleotides. Its product is annotated as translation initiation factor IF-2-like. Bases 1 to 1155 code for a protein of 384 amino acids. The transcript has 3 exons. Lineage: Eukaryota; Metazoa; Chordata; Mammalia; Artiodactyla; Cervidae. The record is from RefSeq and is a predicted model, not a curated record.
AUGCCGUCCCAGCUGGCGAGCUUCGUACCUCAUCCACGCGGCCCGGGGUUUUCAUCCCGGCUCGUGCGGGGGGCGGCCCCGGGGUCUCUGGCUCGGGGCCCGGGCGGCGGCGGAGCGGCCGGGCCCCGGGGCCACUUCCCGCGUUCCGGGGCCUCCCAGGCGCGAGCGCGGCGAGCGGCGCGCGGCUCGGCUCGCAGGACGCCCUCUAGCCCCGCCGGCGGCGCGCCGCGACCCCCCCGCCCCACUCCCCGCCCACCGGCGGCUGCGCGCACUGCACCCUCGCCCGCUGCAGCCGCCGCCGCCGCCGCCGCCGCACGCCGCCCGGCUCCUGCACGCCGCCGCCGCCGCGCCGAGCGCCCGGGCCCGCGACGCCGCCGGCAGAGCGCCGGACCCAGCGACGAGCUGCCGCGGUCGGGCGGCCCCGCGGCGGCGGCGGGCGCGGGCGGGCGCGGGCGGCCUGGCCGGGGCCGGUUAAAGGGACGAGUUGCAAACAGUUCAGGAAGUGACAAGUCGAUUUCCUCCUCCCCGGGAGCAGCUCCGUACAAAGCGCUCGGCGCCGGCAGGAGAGCGUGCGCGCGGCGGCCGCGCGGCGGGCAGUCCGGACGACUCGGCGAGCGCCGGCGGCGACUGCGCGGGGGCCCGCGGCCGGAGCGUCCCGCCGCGCACAGUAAGCGAUCCCGGGCCGGGCGGCGGCGGCGGCGACCGGGGGGCCAGUCCCGAUUGGAGGUCCCUGGCGAGUGCGCCCCGGCCGCCGGCGCCUGCGGGAUCUUCGUUUCCGGCCCAGGGAUUGAACCUGCGCCACCCACAGUGGAAGCACGGUGUCUUAACCCCUGGACUGCCAGGGAAGUCCUCCUGGUGUCUUCCGAGUGUCCCCUUGUCAGCCCCAGCCUGGCCCUCCUGUGGGGUGAGCAGGGUGGACAGUCUUGGCCAGAGGGGUUGCUGCUCUGCUUCGGACAGCUUUGGGGAGACCCUUUCCUGGGGAGACCUUCCUGGGGAGACCCUCUCCUUUGGGGAGCUCUGGGGAGACCCUUUCCUGCAGGGGUGUGCAGACUAUUGACUGAGUCUGGGCAGGUGUCCCGACCCUGGGCUGUAGUCGCCACUGCCCUCAGUCUGGCUUGGGUGGCUGGGGCUGGCUUUAGAGAGCUCUUCUCGUAGAGGACCCAUGGAGGUGGCCGGCCUAGGGUGGCCUCGAGACAGACCCUUUUCCUGGACGUCACGAAGCUGAGUGACCGAGGGGCAGUGUGAGGGGGUGACCAGGACAUCCGGGCUGCCUCCGCCCUUGCUGGACGCGGCAGAGCCUGUCAUCCCUGCCCUGUGUUCCUCUUCAGAUGUAUGGCUCCUUCUCUGGUGACCACAGAACACUCUGCAUGCUGGUUCCUCCCUGCCCCCGCCCCACCCUGCCGCAGCGCCGUUCAGUCAGUGGCUAGGAAGCGCCUACGGUACGAGUCAGCAUCUCUGAAGAAUCCCGAGAUGAGUGAACCGAAUCCCUGCCUUUGAGGAACUUGUGGACUUGAGCCGCAGACGGUCAGACUGCACUUGGGUUCACUCACUUCCCACCACGUGCCUGGGCAGUUGGUGUAGUGGAUGCUGUGUGGGUCCACGGGGCGCUGGUGAGCCCUCAGUCCCGUGGGAGUCACGGGGGGUGGUCAUUUAAACCGAGCCCAAGGGAGCAGGGCUGAGCAGGAGGCUUGAGGAAGGAGCAGGGGUUUGGAUGGAUGCAGACUGCAGAGGGGAGGGAUGCAUGGAGGCGUGGCAGCCGGAGACCACCCCACGUGGUGGAGGACGACCUUGGCUCGAGGGUGGGAAGCGCACCCCCGGGCCUGCAGCUCAGCCGUGAGUCAGGAUGGCGCGGGAGCCAGACGGAGGCGUCCGGACUUUAUCCCGGUGGGCUGGGAGCUGGAGGCACUUGCUGAUGCUUCUCUCUCUGGGAGGCUUGGCGCUUGGGGAGCAGCACUGAGGAGUGGGCUUGGAGCAGACACCUGGGAGACCACAGAGUGACCCAGGAGAGAAGGCAGGGGUCAGGGCCAAAAGAGGUAGUGAUUGGUUAGUCGGACACUCGCUGGAAGCUGGCGAGGAGGCAGCUGGGAGGAGGUGAUGGGAACGGCCUGCUCUUUACCAGGGGCCCCCUUCUGGGAAGACUGCUCAGGGGGCCCAUCCGUUUGACCUCUGAGUGACCUCCCAGGAGAGCCCAAGACUAGCCCCCUACACAGGGAAUUGUCACCAAGUGGCAUCUCCUUGCCCGGAGGCAUGUGGUUUGUGUUGAUUUUAGUUGCAGCUCUUGCUUUCAGUGGGGGCGCUUGGAAUUCCCAAGACCUUCCAGAGUUCCUUGCCUGCACCUGCAGUGGAACUAAAGAAAUCAAAAUGAACAAAGCCUUUUGGCAUUGCAUGAGCUGGAAAAGUCUGAUUCAGUAUAAACCUGCCUUUUUUUUUUUUUUUCUUUUCCCCUUAAAGGAAAAGAAAGUAACCACGUUGGUGUGAUGGAAAAAAGAGUCUGGGUGCCCUUUGGGCUCUGCUGUAGCGUGUUCUCGCUGGUGAUCUCAAAGGGUGGGGAGUCGCUGACACAGACUCGCGAGAAUGUUCUGCAUGGGUCACCUGGCGCCUGGCGCUCCUGUGGACUCCACACCCUCAGAUGCCAGCCAGGAUUCCAGGCCCCGGUGGCUGCGUGGCACGUGACUCAGGCCCAGAGGACGAUAAUGAAGGAAAAGAGUGAACCUCCGAGGCUGGGCCCUAAAGCAGCCCUUCACGGCUUUCGGGGUGUGUUUUCCAAGCCCUGUGGGGGGUUUUGUACAUCAGCAUUUAGUCUUGAGGAGAGAAGUUAAGUAAGCUGGCUGCUCCUGUUCAUCUGAUUCCCAGGCCAGUUAGCAAACACCCUCACUUUUUUUAGAAAGAAAAGUAAGAGAGCGAUCAGGCCUGGCGGAGGCCAAAAGGGACCCCAAAGGUGAGCUGUAGAGCAGAGGGGAAGAGCCACGCGCGUCAGGCACCUGGGCUGCCGGCUGAGGCGUGUAGGGGAUGGCUGUCUGCAGGUGAUUGGGUUCUAACUUGCUUAAAUGGAAAGUGUCCGAUUUUUAAACCUUUUGUAAAUUCAGGCAUGUCCUUGAGGGCUGCAGAAAAGACCCCGGGACGUUUCUGCUCUAGUUUGUGGCCCAGAGUCCUCGACUCAGCCUUGGAGGAUCAGGGCCAGCCUGGCACGGGCUCUGGGUCGGCCCGAUGGCCCCUGGCCUGCUUGUGCCCUCCUCGGCUUUGAACCUGUGUGCGGAUGCCCGGCCAGCCCUUCGCCUGCACCUGCUAGAGAAAGAGCAGGCUGGCUGCUUCUGCACAGGGUCUGGGUGGAUCUGUGGGGAGACCAGGUGAGGUCACGGGAGGCGGUGGGUGUAGACCGUAUGGUCUGCAGAGCUCAAGAUGUUUAUUGUCCAGCUUUUUACAGAAAAAUAACAAGCUGACCCACUCCCUGUAAGGAUGGGUCUGUAUACCAAACCUGUGCCGUUCAGUGUGGUAGCCGCUAGCCACGGAUAGCCACUUAAAAGUUUUUUCCAACUUUAUUGAGGGAUAAUUGACAGUUUUGAUGGUUUAAAAUUAAAACAGAGUGGAACUAAGAAUUCAGUUCUUCACUUGCACUAACCACUGAUCACGUGCUCAGUAGCCACGUGCAGCUGUUCACGGUCACGUUGGAAGGCACAGAUAUAAAACGGCCCAGCUGCACAGAACAUUCUGGGGGCAGAAGUGCGCUAGACCUUGUGCAUGUGUUAAAUUGUGUCUGAUGCUUGCAACCCCGUGGACUGUAGCCCACCAGGAUCCUCUGUCCAUGGGAUUCUCCAGGCAGGAAUACUGGAGUGAGUUGCCAUUUCCUUCUCCAGCGGAUCUUCCCGACCCGGGGAUCGAACCUGAGUCUCCUGCGUCUCCUGUGUUGGGAGGUGGAUUCUUUACCCCUGAGCCACCCGGGAAGCCCAUACCGUCUCCCAGUCCGUGAGGGAAACAGAAGUAUAGAGGAGGCACUCCAGGGAAAGAAAGGACACAGACUUCCCUGGCUCUAAAACACAGGGUGCAAAGUGAGUUCGUUGACUCGGAGGUGAUGGAGACAUGUGUGAUGCGACAGAGGGGGCCUUGGCCUGGAAUGGAGAAGCUGCCCCCAGAGCUUCCUUCUGCGUGACUGUGGGCAAGCCCCUCACCCCGAAAGGCACGGUGCCCAACUCCAAGUGAGCAGUGGCUGUGCAAGGGUCCCUGUCAGUCCUGCUGCUCCAGCCUGUGACCCCAGCUCCUCUGCCUCCGGCUCCUGGCUCACCUGGGCCGGUGGCCGCAUCAGCUCUGCAGUGCCCAGCACUUUCCCCCGCUUGUGUGUGUACACGCACGGGUGCACACACACUCGCUGGGCUGUGUGGAAGUCCACAGAAAUCCUGCCUUGCCUGUGUUCUGAUCACACUCUGCUCCAGAGCAUCUAGACCCGAUGGGUCGUACCGCUGUUCCUCCUGGGCUAGGCUGGGAACAUUUUUGGCUUGAUGGAAUGGCCAUGUUUUGCAUGGGCAACAGAUAAGUAACUACUUUAUUCAUUCAGAAUGGUGGCUUCUAUGUAGCAUGAGGAAGGAAGAGACGUUCCAGGCCCCGCCACUAGCCAGCAUCACGUGGCUUUCUCCUUAAGAUGCCGUCAGCUGCAGCGCUGGGGCAGUCUGUUGACUAGCUGGGAGCUGGGCGGAACUGUAGCUCUUGUCUCGCUUGGUCCCCACAUUUGCUGACUCCCAGCCCCUUUGGAAGCUAGUUAGGGGUAGAGUCCUUCCGAGUUGGGACAGCAAAUGUGGAGCACGUGGAUGUGAGUUCUGUGCGUGGGCCCAACUGUAAAUGCGUCACUGCUGGAGCCGUUUCCCCGCAUUGCUGGGCGCUGGUGGAGUCUGAAGGUGGAGAAAUGCCGUGGGGUUGUUCACUGCUGAGCUGUCCCGGGCGGGGGCUCACGGCCUUCACGAGAUGCUGCAUUUUGUCGGGAGUCCAGGCCACGUGUACCCUUGGGAGCGGCUGGGCCUGCCCACAUUGGGUUUCCGUGAGUCCAGUGUGCUCGCAUCACCCAGCUUGGUACUUACUCCUGUUGUGUCAGGAUGAGAACAUCUCCAAAAUGCAAGCCUAAGAUAUCAGGAGAAGCUUCCCGGACUCUGGGCAAGAGUGCAAAAGGGAGAAAACCAGAGAAGCCUGGUGAAUUUAGCCAUGAAAGAAGUGCUUGGUGAGGAGGAAGUUGGGGUUAAGAGGACACGCAGCAAGAGCCCUGGAAGCCCAGACUUGAUUGCGUGCCCGCCUCUGACACCCUGCGUGCCCGCCUCUGACACCCUGCUUACCUCCAGCCAGCCACUCAGGAUGGUCUCCGGUGCCGGACCUCUGUAGCCGAUGGGGGCCCAAGAGCAUUGGCAGAUUGGGCUGUGCCCAGGAUUGCUCAGUGCUGGCCUCACCACCCAGAAAGGGGCAGUGUAUGUGCCCCCAAAGAACCCUGGCACAGCACGUUCACAGUGGAAGUGGCUCAUUACUUGGGGAGCUGGCAUUGGGUGACCACCUGCUGUGUGCCGGCCCUGUGCCUGUAUUUUGUCUGAUGGUCACCCAGGCAAUUGGCUGUUGGCUAAUGAGCCUCACUCCACAGGAGGGAACUGAGCGCUGGGAAUAUCUCUUGAGUGCAGGCCCAUCCUCACAGGCUGGACCCCAGUUCUCCUGUUCUAAAGCCUAUCUCUCUUCCACACCCCAUGUCAUCCCCCAUUGUGGACCGUGCCACCAUUUGCAAGAGGAGUCUCUUCCUUCUCUGGACAGCAACCCCCUCACCCCCCCCCCCCCCCACCCCCACUAUGGUCUUAUCAUGGCCUGCGGGCAGAGAAGUAGGUUGCUCUGUGGGUUGACAUUUAAGAAAGCCUACUUGAUGGAGCUGUCCCUCUAAAUGUGUGGUUGUGGUACAAGAAGGCUUCGUUUGUCCCAGGUUGUUUUGAAAUCAGAGUCAGGAAACCCCCGUCUCAUUUCUGUAUCUUGCAUAGAUGUCAUCAAAACAGAAUCCUGUGUUCUGUGCGGGAGUCGUGAUCGAGGAAGCCAGCCAUGCGUAGGUGUCAGGGCUCCAGAAUUGUCUCUUCCAUCUGCUGGCUUUACUUGGAUUUGUUUAAAGAACUUGGCGUGGAAGCUCCCCUUCCCUGAUGCCCCACUGUGGGAGAGGCUGGAAGGGAGCCCUCCCGGGGAGGGUGGGGCAGACACGGGCCGUCCUCUGCUCCCAGUAAGGCCGCAGCUCGCCCACCUCUCUGAGCACGCGGGUGGGAAGGCAGGCCUCUGCCGUUAGGGAUUGCGAGCAUCACAGUGCUACCCUGGUGUGCUCAGGAUUUCAGACAGUCUGCGCUUUCUAGUCCUUUUUAGGGCUUCCUCUAAGUCAGAACCAGCCAGGAGGGAUACAGAUGGAUAUGCGUGACUGUGGGGUGCUCAGGGCGAAGCCACCGGGCUCUUCGAACCGAGAUGAAGUAUAGUUGUCUGGGUGACUUCGGAGCUUGAGUAGUCAGCAUCCUUUAGAGCAGAGGCUGUGCGCCCACAGUCUGGGGGCCAGAUGUGGUCCCCUGGCAAAGUUUGUUUGGCCCCCAGGGAGCUCUAGGCACUUCUGCAUUUCUUGACAACAUUUAAAAGCUGGGAUUGUACAAAGAAGUCUAGAUUGUCAGCUUUUUCUGACACAUCAGAAGAUCUUUAGUAUUAUCCUGGGUCCUCUUCCCCCCUCUCCCCUCCACAGCCAGGCAAGGGUAGCCAGUCAUCCAGCCCCCUGGGGGCUCCCUGCUCUGCAUCACAGUUCCUGCCCAUCGGGCUUCACUUGUUUCUGUUCCCUGCUUAGCUCUGGAAGAUGUUUGAGACUGCUGGAGCGGACAUGCCAUGCAGAAGACAGAUUUAGGGUUUCUGGUCCCCUGGGUUGUAUGGUUCAAGGUGCGCAGUGGUGGAAAGGCCAAGUGCACAGUCAUUCCCUCCGUUAACUGGCUGCUUGUGCCACCUGCAAGGAAGCCGACAGAGAUGAGCCAGGGAAGUGCUUUGUUCAUCCCCCUGGGGCUUCCCUCUGGCUGCUCCCGCUGAAACUGCCCGCUCGACCCCCAAUCAGCUCUGUGAAAAAUGACCCUUGACUCUUGGAAGCCAGUCUCCACCCUGGGGUUCCCUCCGGUUGCCCUGCAGAUCGUUUCUGUCCCCCCCAAACCCCCUGCAGUCACACUCAGUUGCUUCACCCAGUUUAAUCUUCUUAGUUCAAAAGUGCUCCCAUGAUUUUAACAGAUGAAGUGGGAUUUUCUUUUUUUAAACAAAGAUUUAAUCUCUAAAUUAUCUUGACAGGCAGUCUAGCUGCCAUGUAUCAAGUAGAUAACUUCUGCUGGUGGUCGAAAGAGAAAAAAAUUUCUCAGGGUAAAUGAGAACACGCUUCUCAGAGUCUCUCAGCUUAUUCUUUUUGACAGAGACUCAAUGAACCAAGUGGAAGCAGAGAGCCUCCAAAUCGCAAUUUCUAUUCUUUUUUUUCCCCAGGAAUUGAGUUUUUCUUCUCGUAUUCCUCCAGGUAUUUAGUAUCAGUCACUCCUUUCAUUUACUCUUUUUUCUUCAACCCCGUUUUUUUCCUCCUGUUGUGGCAAAUAUUCUGCCUCCCCAUCUGCCUCCUCCUUCCCUCCCAGUCAGUCCACUGCAUGCCUGUGGGCUUUGUCCAACCCCCGACCCCCCAGGGCCAAGACUCCUGAGAAGGAACCCGAAGGCCCUGCCCCCACUGGAGUUCUUGAGAGCAUUCUAGGGGCUGCUAGAAACUCAUCAAGGACAAGCACUGGGUCAUCUUUAUCUAAGUCCCCAGGUUCUGUCCCAGAUGAAGUGCUGGGGGUGGGACCUAGACCUUCUACCCCUUUCUGACCUCAUGGACAUUUGCAUGAGACUGAAACCAGUCCAUCCUAAAGGAAAUCAACCCUGAAUAUUCAUUGCAAGGACUGGUGCUGAAGCUGAAGCUCCAACACUUGGCCUCUUGAUGAGCUGCCUCACUGGAAAAGACCCUGAUGC